AUGUCCAUUAAGUCUACAUCUCCAGUGCGACUAUUGAGUCGACGUGCUCUGCGAAAAAGACCUCAUGCUGGUGAUUUGAUGAUCUACAAAGAAACUAAAUCCACGCCGUCGGUUGAGGUUUCGCGAAAGCGAUCUAAAAGAACUGGGCCUUCAAGUUUCGGUCUGCAUGACAUUUCUCACCAUCAACGUUCAACAUCUCAUUCUAGGACUCUUUUCAGAACCAAGUCUCAUUGCUCGACUGUGUCUUUGCUAUCAUCCAUGGCCGGUGUUGUCCAGCCAUCAGAACCAACAGCUCCAGAGUCAUACGCCUAUACACCAUUCACGAAUAACUUUACAAUCCGCAUUCUCACUCUUGAGCCUGGUACGGGCAAUGACCCAUUAGUUGGCCACCUCGGCUUUGAGAAUCUUGAUCUCAACCCACAAUAUGAAGCCAUCUCAUAUUGCUGGGGCACAGGUGGUCGAUCCUCUGAGAUUAUAUGCGAUGGGAAACCGCUGCCAUUAACUGAGAGCAUUGAGGGUGCUCUACGCCGUAUGAGACAUGCAACUACCCAGCGACGCUUAUGGGCGGAUCAAGUCUGCAUCAACCAGGAUGAUAUUGCCGAACGAAGUCAGCAAGUCAGUCUGAUGAAUGCUAUCUACAAGGGAGCGAAGCAUGUGCUGGUAUGGCUCGGAGAAGACAAGGUAGGCCAUGGGCAGGCGGCUAUGGAGAUGGUUCACUACCUUCAUGGAGUGUUUAAUGAUGGAGAACUACAUAACGAGUUCAAAAGAGCUCAUUCAGAAGAUUUGUUGAGCCAGGAUAGAAAACCUUGGGUGCCGUUCUCGAAUCUAUCGAGGCUGCCAUGGUUUAAUCGUAUAUGGAUUGUUCAGGAAAUAGGAACAGCAGCACCUGCGACUCUUUACUGGGGCGAUGCAGAGAUCGACUGGGAGGUACUAUCGUCAGUUGCAGGCAUCUUGAAUACGACCUACCACUUCCUACGCUCACGAUUUGCUGUCUUCACACCCAAUAUCCGGUAUUUAUAUCAACGCUUUGUUGAGCCAGAGGAGGCAUACGAUGUCAACCAUAACCGCGCAGCCUUCAUAUACGAACUUCACCGCGCAAGACAUCUCUUAUCUAAGGACCCUCGAGACCAUGUCUACGCUUUUCUUGGCCAUUUCUCCAUCCACACUGGUAGUUCGAGCCUUGCAGAGUUGGUGGCGGAUUAUAGCAGAUCGAUAGAAGAGAUCUAUUAUGACGUCGCGGUCAGAGAACUCUCCGGGUGCGAAUCGCUUCUGCUUUUGUCCGCUUGCCAUGCUAUACCAGUUACUUACAAGAAAAGAAUUAUGGAGAGGGGAGAUUUACCGACUUGGGUCCCCGACUGGCGGGUUGUGCCUCUGCACCUCAUGGGUACCCCCGUGACUCCUCAUAGAUCAUCAGGAGAGUAUCGCCCUCAACUAUGCAUCAACGAAGAAACAAGAGCUCUUCACAUCUACGGUGUUCGCUUAGAUCGUAUCCGUCGACCGUCGUGGAUUUUCUGGAAUAACGCUUUUCACUUCCGUCGCAACAACCCUUUGCGCCUCCCCAUCGAGGCCUUAUGGCGAGAUAUCUGUGGUCGAAACCAACCCUUCAACCUACGACAACGCUAUCGAAACGGUGACUCAGCAUUCUUCGCCCUUGUGCAAACACUCACAAACGCGUGCAUCGGAGCAGAUCGCUCACGGCCAUAUGAGAGUAUUCCCAAGGAAGAAUGGCUCGCAAACGGCGCAGCGUAUCUUAUUCGCGCGCUGGAUAAACCUGGUGCCGUUUCACCAGAGAUACAAGAGCUGGCGCAGACGGGAGAUGGGUUCAAGUGGAGCCAUGAAGCAACGCUUGUUACGCGGUAUCGAGGUUUUGCGAUAACUUCUGGGGGAUGGUUUGUUGUUGGGCCGGAUAUUAUGCAAGCUGGAGAUGUGGUUGUUGUGUUGUAUGGAGGUAGAACACCGUUCUUACUGAGAAGAAAGGAUGAUGGGACGUGGAUACUUGUUGGGGAGUGUUAUGUACAUGGGAUGAUGAAUGGGGAGAUUUUUGACCUUGAUGGGGUUGAAGAGGAGGAGUUUGUUAUUGUGUGA
This is a messenger RNA of Fusarium fujikuroi IMI 58289, 2085 nucleotides long. RefSeq names its product related to heterokaryon incompatibility protein het-6. NCBI's taxonomy places the organism in Eukaryota, Fungi, Ascomycota, Sordariomycetes, Hypocreales, Nectriaceae. The transcript has 2 exons. The record is from RefSeq and is a predicted model, not a curated record. The coding region runs from base 1 to 2085 and encodes 694 amino acids.